This is a messenger RNA of Telopea speciosissima, 1799 nucleotides long. RefSeq names its product interferon-related developmental regulator 2-like. NCBI's taxonomy places the organism in Eukaryota, Viridiplantae, Streptophyta, Magnoliopsida, Proteales, Proteaceae. The transcript has 14 exons. The record is from RefSeq and is a predicted model, not a curated record. Bases 255 to 1658 code for a protein of 467 amino acids.
UUGUUCCAGAGGACGGAGGACGGAAGGCGGAGGAAGCCCUUAAAACACAAUUCUGAGUCUCAAACGUGGAAGUUUGAAUCUUUUCUUUCUUCCCUUUUUUCCUGUCAGAUGGAUUUGCCUAUUCAAGCUAUUUUCAAUGAAUUUGUUUCCGAUCUAACUCCUCUGUCAUCCAGAGAUUUCUACUUCACAGCUUCCGCUUUUCACAGUAAUUCAAUUACAUCUUUUCGGUCUUGGUUCUAACAGAUUUUACGAAGAUGGGUAAACGUAGUAGUCGUCGUAAGAAUGCAUCGAUGUUGGAUAGUGAUGAUGAUGAUACUCUUAGUUCGUCAUCAACGGUCAUUUCUGACUGGACGGUUCCGGAGAUAGAAGACUCGCAAGUAAAACUGCAAGGUGCUGGCACCAAAUUAUUAGAUGAAUGUGUGGAUGCUUUAUUUGAAAAGAGGGGAUCCACAAGAGAGAAGGCUUUAUCAGCGAUUGUGGAUGCUUUUACCAACAAGCUACAGCAUCAAUUUGUGGAGAAAAACUGUGUUACUCUUCUUCAUCCUUGCCUCAAUUCCAUAAAAAAGGGAUCAAGCAAAGAGAAAUCUCUAGCUUCACGUGCCAUUGGAUUGCUGGCUCUUACUGUUGGUUGCGGGAACAAUGCUGCUGAAAUUUUGGAAGAGUCAAUUCCUCCUCUUUCUCAAGCUCUAAAAUCUGGUUUAGAAUCAACUAUGUCAUCUGUAUUGGAAUGUUUGGCUAUUGUCUCUUUUGUUGGUGGAAAUGAUCCAGAUGCAACUGAAAGAUCCAUGCAAAUUAUGUGGCAAAUUAUUCAUCCAAAGUUGGGUCCUAACGUGAGUGCAAGUAAAAUUGCACCUGCUGUAUUAACCGCUGCAAUAUCUGCUUGGUCGUUUCUUCUUACGACUGUGAAUGAAUGUAAAAUAAAUUCAAAAAGUUGGCAAGACUCAAUUUCUUACUUUUCGAAUCUUCUAGACAAAGAUGAUCGAUCCAUCCGCAUUGCGGCUGGUGAAGCAAUAGCUCUUAUUUUUGAGAUAGGACAGCUAGAUAAGUUAUCUGGUGAAGACAGGCAUUCUAGUGAUAGCUCAGUUCAUGAAGGCAAUAAUUCCCAAGAAAGAUAUGCUUAUAUACAAGGAUUGAAGGGGAAAAUCCUAAGUCAAGUGAGAAACCUUUCUGUUGAGGCAGGUGGUAAAGGUUCAACUAAUAAGAAAGAUCUUGGUAGCCAGAGGAACUUGUUCCGGGAUGUUGUUGAAUUUUUGGAGGAUGGUUAUUGUCCACAAACCUCAAUAAAGAUCGGUGGAGGUAUACUAAACACAUCAACAUGGUCACAAUUGAUACAGUUGAACUUUUUGAAGCGUUUUCUGGGAGGUGGAUUUCCCAAGCAUAUGCAGGAAAAUGAACUGCUCCAUGAUGUUUUUGAGUUCACUCCUAAGAAAAGACAGGCUCUAGGCAGUGAACUUCUGACUAGCGGUCAAAAGCUGUCCAGAAAAGCCAUGAUACAUCUACCCAUUGUAAAACAUGAAGCUAGUUUUCAGAGGUUGUUCAAGUCACCAAAUUCUGUCCUCAACAAGGCCAGGACUCAAUUUCUGAACAAGCAGCGUAUGUUAUCUCAGGAUAAGAAUGCUGGGCACUUUGUAUGUGGUCCUGGGAGUGAGGAAGCUUAAAUUGCAAUUGGCUCAAAUCAUGGGGUAUGGUUAUCUUCAGGGACUGUAAAUUGAAUUAUUAUAGGUCAUAUGAUUCCCCCUUUUGGUGAUUGUAUUAGACUAGUUCAGAGAACAAAAGGAAAUUAUUCAAUUAUAUUGAUA